AUGGCAAGUCAGCUGAAAUCGCUAGUCCGAAUUGGUUGUCUCACUCAAGGAAUAUCUCUUUUCACAAUGAUUCCUAUCCACCUGAGAAUACUGUGUCUUAUUUUAUUAGGGCGGAUAGACACUGAUGUUAACAAGCUAAACCAUUUCUUUGAUGAAAGUACUAUUAGUUUUGUCCUCAAUGUUCCCAUCUAUCAUAUUAAUAGGGACUGUCUCAUUUGGAGACAUGACCCUUUGGGCAGUCUCACACUCAGCUCCGCCUACCAUCUUGCAAACCCUAAUAACCCCAAUCCCAAUACUUCUAAUGUUGAUGCUCUUAAGCCUUGGUGGAAGUCAUUUUGGUCUUCUAACAUUCCCCCAAAAAUUAGACACUUCAUUUGGAAUGCUUUUAAUCAUCUACUUCCCUCAAAGCUUAACCUUUUCUUUAGGAAAAUUCUUGAUAACCCAUAUUGUUCCAUCUACUUAAAUCAAAUCGACUCUAACACUCACUCCCUUUUGCAUUGUUCCAGGGCAGGUAAGUUUUGGAAACAGUCUAGAUUCUCUUCCUUUUUCUACAAUAAUAAAUAUGGUGAUAUUAAAGAAUUUCUGCUAAGAGGUUAUGAUGAGUUCAACAAAGAUGACUUAGCUGUAUUUUUUGAUAUUUUAUGGGCUAUUUGUAACAAGCGAAAUAAUUUCCUUUCUGCAGAUAACAAGUUCACUGGUUUGGAUGUGGAACCUUCUAUAAUUACUUACUUGCAAAAAUACAAGAGUGCUCAAACAAAGAUUACAUCCUCUCCUACAAAUACUUAG
This is a messenger RNA of Cannabis sativa, 786 nucleotides long. RefSeq lists its product as uncharacterized. The record is from RefSeq and is a predicted model, not a curated record. The coding region runs from base 1 to 786 and encodes 261 amino acids. The transcript has a single exon. Lineage: Eukaryota; Viridiplantae; Streptophyta; Magnoliopsida; Rosales; Cannabaceae.